AUGAAAACUUAUAUCAAGUUUAUUGUUGUUGUUUUCGGACUAUCACUUCAUAACUGUUCGCCAAUUGAAGUAAACAAUAACACCAAUAAACCGAUUGACACAACAGUGGCUACCAAUACAAUUGUCACAGAAUUGACAACAAUCACAGAUAAGACAAUUACUGAGAAAUUAGAUCCGACCAGAGAUGCAGACCAACCACAGCAACACUCACGAGUUGCCAGACAUCAGACGGACAAACCGGUGGACACAACACAACGCCUAACCAAUAAACAGUAUCAGACGGACAAAGGUUACGACGAACCGGACGUUUCCGACCAGAAUGUCGACGAAAUUACCGCACAGACAGACCUCUACCACAGGACCACCAAAACAACGCUCGACACCGACAAGAGAUACACCAGUGAUAAUGACGGGUCAGACUACAACUUGAGUACAUCAGACGUCAAUACUGUCACCGUUUCGUCGGAAGAAAACACAACCGAUUAUAACGACGCGAUUCCCACUACUAAUAGGGAUUAAACUCAACACUUCUUUAUGGCUUUUAUUUGUAUUUAAUUUAAUUUUAAAUAUAACUUAAAAAUAACUAGUAAAUACAAUAUUUAAUCAUAGAUUUAGCUUAAUCACUCCAGG
This is a messenger RNA of Medioppia subpectinata, 630 nucleotides long. The record is from the annotation of a GenBank genome assembly. NCBI's taxonomy places the organism in Eukaryota, Metazoa, Arthropoda, Arachnida, Sarcoptiformes, Oppiidae.